CCCUGGGGAUGUCGAAGCGGCUGCGGUGGCAGGGCCCGCCUGGGCGCCCGGCUGUGUGCCGCGGAGUUGUGCGCCCGAAAUGGCCCCCGACUCGCCCGCACUCUCUUCUGUCGGAGAAGGUGGUGGAAAUUGCCAUCUCCGUUUUGUAGCGCGAGACGGGGAGGGGAAGGGCGGGAGCUGUUUUCUAAGAAAGGUGGGUCGGGGAGGCGCCCCGCGGCCGAGCCCCCCCUGCGGAGUCCUGCGGGUGACCUUGGCGGUCCCGGAGCCCAGCGGCGCCCUGCACCCGCGCCCGGCUCGCCGACGUGUGGAGUCGGGAUGUGGCGCUCGGCAGCGCACCCCCGGAGGAGGUGGCGGCGGCCUGGCCUGGCCUUGGACCAGGAGGCGCGCAGUCGAGGACCUCGGCUCAGCAGGUUCUCCUGGGGGGCUUCUCAACAGGUGUCAGCUCCCAGAGCACCGCCUGUUCCCUGUCUGUCCAGGCCAGCAGCUGGAGUCUCACCUCCCUCUCUUCUCUGAGUAGCAGGGAUUUGAGGAGAAGCAGCGAAGAUGUCCAACGAGCCACCCCCUCCUUAUCCUGGGGGCCCCACAGCCCCACUUCUGGAGGAGAAAAGUGGAGCCCCGCCCACCCCAGGCCGUUCCUCCCCAGCUGUGAUGCAGCCCCCUCCAGGCAUGCCACUGCCCCCUGCGGACAUUGGCCCUCCACCCUAUGAGCCUCCAGGUCACCCAAUGCCUCAGCCUGGCUUCAUGCCCCCACACAUGAGUGCAGAUGGCGCCUACAUGCCUCCAGGUUUCUACCCUCCUCCAGGCCCCCAUCCACCCAUGGGCUACUACCCCCCAGGGCCGUACACACCAGGGCCCUACCCUGGCCCUGGGGGCCACACAGCCACAGUCCUGGUCCCUUCAGGAGCUGCCACCACGGUGACAGUGCUACAGGGAGAGAUCUUUGAGGGUGCGCCCGUGCAGACAGUGUGUCCCCAUUGCCAGCAGGCCAUCACCACCAAGAUCUCCUAUGAGAUUGGCUUGAUGAACUUCGUGCUGGGUUUCUUCUGUUGCUUCAUGGGAUGUGAUCUGGGCUGCUGCCUGAUCCCCUGCCUCAUCAAUGACUUCAAGGAUGUGACGCAUACGUGCCCCAGCUGCAAAGCCUACAUCUACACGUACAAGCGCCUGUGCUAACGGAGCUGGGACUCAGGACUCCCCCGCCUGUCAGUCUGGCCCCCUGUGCUUUGCUCCCUGCGCCUGGUGGUCACUUUCCCGCUCCCACUUGGGGCUGGGAGCUGUGCCACCAUCCCCUAGAAGUCCUGUCCUCUUCACCUUGCCCUAUCCUGAGCAGCUGACUUUUCUGGCAAAAAUUCUGUUGGGAUUUAAGGCCAAGGGUCAGUGGGUGGCAGGGGGCUAGCACUGAGCUUGUGGUGGUGUUGGUCUGCUUGGUGUUUGUGAUCAGGAAGAUAAAUUGGGAGGGGUCUCCUGCUGGGGUCCUCAUUCCUCCAUUUCCAAACAAGGUACAGGUUCAGUCCAGACUCUUUCUCCCUGGGACCAAAAGCAGCUAGAGCAAUGACCAGUUAGUUCCCUAGGCCUGUAGCCAUGGUCGUUUCUGACCUGCUGGGUCAAGAAUGGGUAAGUUGUGUGGAGUCAGGUAGACCCAGGUAGGACAGGGUCACAAAGCCUGGGUUUGUUUCUGGGUACUUUGUGCCUCUGGGGUGCUAGAGGUGGGGCAUGGUGGUCGGAAGUAAAGACUGCCAACUCUGGCCCUCAGAACUCUCAGGUAUAGAAACCCAGGAUGUCUAAUACCCUGUCCCAGUGCCCAAAAGCUGCCUGGUGUCAGAUAAAGAGGACACUGUACCUGGGUGAGUGAUCAGACCCUGGUAGCUAAAAAGGAACUUGUCCCUUUGAGUCAGUGUGCAGACCCCCUUUCUGGCCAUGCUUCUGUGAACCCUUUAUGCUGGGGCUGGAAGGAGCCCCUGAGCCUGGCCCCUUCCCGUCUGCCCUGUGUCCUCACUGUGUGUGGGUGUGAGCUCUGCCCAGUGGCUGAUGUGUCCCAGCUGGUACAAGAGAUGGCAGAGGGUUCCCCUUGUGAGUGCACUUGGAUGUGAAGAGCCCUCUCCCUGAGUUUUCUUCCUAAUAAGUGCAGGCCCCUCGCCCCAGCUGACAGGCUGUUGCUGUGCCUGCUCAGCAGGCACAUUGGGCUGGGGGCAAGGAAGGUAGAACUGCCUGGGUGGAUACCAGCCCUGCCCUGUCUUUAUUUCCUGAAUGGUUUGUUUGUGAACUUGCUCACCUGGACCGCUGUAUCCUGCCACUGUCCUUCCUGGUCUCGCACUGCCACUGCAUGGCCUCCUGUCACUGUGAAUCGUGGCCCAGUCUCAGUUUGUAGUUCUCCUCAUUAAAUUGGCCCUUUCACUCUCCCGCCCUGGGCCUCUGCUCUCUU
Callithrix jacchus (white-tufted-ear marmoset) is the source of this 2419-nucleotide messenger RNA. RefSeq names its product cell death inducing p53 target 1 (gene CDIP1). Gene Ontology annotation, biological process: intrinsic apoptotic signaling pathway in response to DNA damage by p53 class mediator. Gene Ontology annotation, molecular function: zinc ion binding. NCBI's taxonomy places the organism in Eukaryota, Metazoa, Chordata, Mammalia, Primates, Cebidae. Gene Ontology annotation, cellular component: cytoplasmic side of lysosomal membrane; cytoplasmic side of late endosome membrane; nucleus. The record is from RefSeq and is a predicted model, not a curated record.